This is a messenger RNA of Trypanosoma cruzi, 789 nucleotides long. Its product is annotated as lipoate protein ligase, putative. The coding region runs from base 1 to 789 and encodes 262 amino acids. Lineage: Eukaryota; Euglenozoa; Kinetoplastea; Trypanosomatida; Trypanosomatidae. The record is from RefSeq and is a predicted model, not a curated record. Gene Ontology annotation, biological process: protein lipoylation. The transcript has a single exon. Gene Ontology annotation, cellular component: mitochondrion. Gene Ontology annotation, molecular function: lipoyl(octanoyl) transferase activity.
AUGCGUGCAUAUUUCUUAGGGCGUCGGGGCUAUUGUGACGUCCUCGAGCUGCAAGAGGUCAUCUUUAGGAAGAAAGUUGAAAGACAAAUGCAACGCCUUCGUGGGGGUACAAACGAGGACGCUAUCCCCGACACUGUUCUGCUUGUGGAGCACUCAUCACCGGUUUACACGGUUGGUAGGCGGGACACAUCGGAAGGAAUUCCCAAGGGAUGUACCGUGAAUGUGGUAAAGACACGGAGGGGGGGAGGUGUGACUUUUCACGGGCCCGGACAAGUAACAAUUUACCCGAUUGCCAACAUUCAACUGCUGUGGAAGCACUGCACGUCCUUGGAGAAGGCGCGUUCACCCAUAGAAUGGUAUAGUUGUGUGUUGGAGCAAGCCAUGAUCGACACUGCAAGGGACUACAACAUACCAACACACCGUGGAAGGGUCGGAGUGUGGUCCGACCGCUGGUGUGAUGUUCCCCCGCGGAAGAUGGGAUCCAUCGGUCUUCAGCUGGGCAACUGGGUAUCCAUGCACGGCGCGGGUUUUAACGUCUGCAAUGACCUCCGCUACUUCAAUGAUAUUAUCAUGUGCGAGAUGCCCGACGCUUCAGCAACGUCGUUGGUGGAGGAGAUGCGUCUACGAUCUCUAAAUAAGACUGAGCCGACUCCCAAGACGAUUGCACCACUUCUUCUUUACCAUUUUCUUAUGAACCUUCGGCAGCAGGAGAACAUAGUUUCAACGAGGCUUUUUGAUCUUUCUGAUGAGACAGAAUGGCAGCGUUGUGUCCUACACGGGAUUGAAUAA